AUGGCGAACCUCGUCGCCAAAUACGCCAUGAAGAAGGCGCUGGGCAAGGAGAUGGAAAAGUACAAGUCCAAGAGCGCAUCUGGGCCCUAUGAUCCCUUUUACGAAGAAAUCCCCCACCCCAGGAAGCCGGGCAAGACGAAGAAGGUCAAAAAGGAAAUCCCGAGCUACAUCCCCUCGCACGACGCAAACAUCCUGGCCAAAGCCCGCAAGAGUGCCUACAGGCUCGACUAUGCUUUGUUUUCGCUGUUCGGCAUUCGCUUUGGUUGGUCGUCGGUCAUUGGUCUCGCCCCGGCAGUCGGCGACGCCGCCGCCACGGCCCUGACGCUCAACCUCAUCCGCCAGAUGAUGAAGGUCGAAUGCGGACUACCCGCCACGGUCAUCCUCAUGAUGUUGAUUAACACGGCCAUUGAUUUCCUCGUCGGCCUGGUUCCGAUUCUCGGCGAUCUUGCCGAUGCAGCAGUCAAGGCCAACGGCAAAAACGUCCGCCUCCUCGAGGAACAUCUCGACAAGGUCUACAAACCCAAGGAGCUGAUCGAAAAAGAGGCUCGCAUGCCAAGGGAAUCACGGCCUCGCCCUGCAUCGGUGUAUGUUGACUUUGAUGACGAGAUCGACGAGCGACGCAGCCCCUUCAGCGACGAGCAUGGCGACGUUCGUCACCCACAGCGCUCCUACCGUGGUGAGCGCAUGCGAGACGAGGAGAUGGGCUACCGCCAAGAUACGUAUCGCUCGCACAGAGACGACAGGCCCAGCCGACACAAUACCAGGAGUAGCAGACGCUAA
Molecule: messenger RNA, 780 nt
Organism: Exserohilum turcica Et28A
Lineage: Eukaryota; Fungi; Ascomycota; Dothideomycetes; Pleosporales; Pleosporaceae
Exons: 2
Coding region: 1-780 (259 amino acids)
Source: RefSeq, a predicted model, not a curated record